CCUGAGCAUGGAGCCCCCGCCAUCGAGGCCCAAAGCCCCUUCCUUCCUGUCGGACCUGGGCAAGGCCACCCUGCGGGGCAUCCGCAAGUGCCCCCGCUGUGGCACCUACAACGGCACGCGGGGGCUGAGCUGCAAGAACCAGCGGUGUGGGACGGUGUUCCGGCCCGGCGCCCGCCGCCCACCCGGCCCCGGCACUGGCACUGACCCCGGCGCCGUGCGCGUCCUCACCGGCUCUCCCGCUCAGCUCUACUCCGUGCGGCACCGCGGGCACCACGCCCGCUGCUUCGUGGAGCUGGGGGUCUCCGAGACCGCCAUCCAGACUCCCGAAGGCACUCUCAUCACCCAGCUGAGCUCGGGGCGCUGCCCCACGCGACUCCCGCCUGCGGGGACAAGCUAGUGCCAGCACUCUGUGAAGCUGGCACUGGGCUGCCAGGCUGAGCCACGCCGCUUGCCCCUCAAGAGCUCUGUGCUGGGCUCCCUGCAGGUGCCUCCCGAGGCCAAGCAGAGCCUGUGGGAGCUGGCGACGGAGCCCACGGGGCCGCUGGUGCAGAGGGUCACCAGGAGCGUGCUGGUGGUCAAGUGCCAGGCCAGCCAGAGGCACGGCCUGGGCUACCUGCACGCCUGCUUCGCUCAGCACCGCUUCUCCUGCGCCUGCCGGAGCCCCCGCGCUGGGCACGGCAAGGGGGAGGAGGAGGAGGAGGAGGAGGAAGAGGUCCCACCAACACGCUGCAUCCACUUCCUCGCCUGCAUCUGCGCCUUCGCCAGCGACGAGAGCCUGGCCCAGGAGUUCGCCGAGUUCCUCGCUUCCGACGCCGGGGGUCUGAAGGGUGCGGUGAUUCCGCAGCUGGUUUGUGGCCCCGGAUCCACAGCACGGCCUCGGGGGGUGGCUGCUGCCAAGACCAGGAAGAGGAAAAAGGAUGUGGGGCCGGGGACACAGGUGACCAGCCCGCUCCUGGCUCCGGACCCGGCUCAUCCCGGCCCCAGAAGGAGCAGCCUCAGGAAGCCACCCGUCGCCUCGUCCUCCCUGAAGAGACACAGUGAGUCUGGGGGCACCCAGGGCCCCCUUGGCAGUUCCCACUCUGGGUUUAUGUAGAUUUAUAUGGGUAUUGGGAAGGGAUUCUUCCCUGAGAGGGUGGUGAGGGGCUGGGAUGGAAUUCCCAGAGAAACUGCAGCUGCCCCUA
Manacus vitellinus (golden-collared manakin) is the source of this 1181-nucleotide messenger RNA. It is a transcript of the gene CUNH2orf42, whose product is annotated as chromosome unknown C2orf42 homolog. NCBI's taxonomy places the organism in Eukaryota, Metazoa, Chordata, Aves, Passeriformes, Pipridae. Gene Ontology annotation, cellular component: nucleus. The record is from RefSeq and is a predicted model, not a curated record.